UUUGUUUGUUUAGAUGAUACAAAGAAGAGUUGAUGGUUCUGUCAACUUUUACAGAGGAUGGACUGAAUACAAAAACGGAUUUGGUGACCUCCACUCUGAGUCCUGGAUUGGACUUGAUAACAUCCGUUUGUUGGUCACCAAUGGUUAUACAGUUUUACGUGUGGAAUUGGAAUACGGUACAGAGUCGGUGUACGCUGAGUACAGUAGUUUCUAUAUAGCGGGGGAGAAAGACAACUACCGAAUCCAUGUGUCUGGCUACAGCGGAACAGCUGGUACGCUUGCCAGUUAA
Messenger RNA from Saccostrea cuccullata (small rock oyster), 289 nucleotides. RefSeq names its product ficolin-1-like. Bases 14 to 289 code for a protein of 91 amino acids. The transcript has 2 exons. NCBI's taxonomy places the organism in Eukaryota, Metazoa, Mollusca, Bivalvia, Ostreida, Ostreidae. The record is from RefSeq and is a predicted model, not a curated record.